This is a messenger RNA of Oreochromis aureus, 2514 nucleotides long. It is a transcript of the gene srp72, whose product is annotated as signal recognition particle 72. Lineage: Eukaryota; Metazoa; Chordata; Actinopteri; Cichliformes; Cichlidae. Gene Ontology annotation, cellular component: signal recognition particle, endoplasmic reticulum targeting. Gene Ontology annotation, biological process: SRP-dependent cotranslational protein targeting to membrane. The record is from RefSeq and is a predicted model, not a curated record. Gene Ontology annotation, molecular function: 7S RNA binding; ribosome binding; protein binding. The transcript has 19 exons. Bases 40 to 2046 code for a protein of 668 amino acids.
CAUUCUGUUUCCGGCACCGAGAGCGUCCACUCAGCGGAGAUGGCGAGUGGAGGAGUAUCGGUGGCUUCGCUUUGGACCGACGUGAACCGCUGCGGACAGAAUGGAGACUACACCAGAGCCCUCAAAGCUCUCACUAAAAUUUUGCACGAAAACAGGGACGAUGUGACGGCACUGCACUGUAAAGUGGUUUGCCUUAUCCAGAAUGGGAGCUUCAAAGAGGCGCUAAAUGUGAUGAACACCCACUCAAAGAUGCUCGGCAGUGAGGUGGUGUUUGAGAAGGCGUACUGUGAGUACCGGCUGAACAGAGUGGACAGCUCCCUGAAGACCAUCGAGAGUGCUCCUGAGCAGACAGACAAGCUGAAGGAGCUUUACGGUCAAGUGUUGUACAGACUGGAGCGCUACGAUGAGUGCAAGUCUGUCUACACGGAUCUGAUCAGGAACUCCCAGGACGAGUACGAGGAGGAGAGGAAGACCAACCUCGCCGCUGUGGUGGCUGCAAUGAGUCAGUGGGAGAAGGCUCCAACGGAAGAUCUGGGUCUGCCUGAGUCAACGUAUGAGCUCUGCUACAAUGCUGCCUGUUCUCUGAUUGGCCAAGGAAAGCUUACAGAGGCCCUCAAUAAACUACAGCAAGCAGAAGAGCUUUGUAGAGUCUCGCUGGCAGAUGAUUCUGAUAUGACUGAGGAGGACAUCCAGUCGGAGCUGGCUGUCAUCCAUUCUCAGAUGGCGUACGUCAUGCAGUUGCAGGGUCGCACAGAUGAGGCUCUGCAGCUCUACAACCAGGUCAUCAAGCUCAAACCAUCUGACGUGGGGCUGCUUGCUGUGACUGCCAACAAUAUCAUCACCAUAAACAAGGACCAAAACGUGUUUGACUCAAAGAAAAAGGUGAAGCUGACGAAUGCUGAAGGUGUUGAAUACAAGCUGGCAAAGAAACAGCUGCAGGCCAUUGACUUCAACAAAGCCUUGCUGGCCAUGUACACUAACCAGGCUGACCAGUGCAGGAAGCUGUCAUCCAGUCUUCAGGCUCAAAAUCCAGGACAUCCACGGCCGGUCCUCAUCCAGGUGGCUCAGCUGUGCAGAGAGAAGCAGCACAGCAGGGCCAUAGAGCUGCUCCAGCAAUUCUCCGAUCAGAAUCCAGAGAGUGCGUCUGGCAUCAAACUGACAAUGGCACAACUCUAUUUAGUACAAGGUCAUGUGACAAAAGCCUGUGAUGUCCUGAGGUCCAUUGAAGAGUUCAAGCACAAACCAGGGAUGGUUUCAGCUCUGGUAACAAUGUACUCCCAUGAAGAAGACAUCGACAGCGCCAUCGAUGUUUUCAAACAAGCUAUUGAGCAUUACCAGUCUGAACAGCCUGGAUCUGCUACACAUUUGGCUCUUGUAAGAGAAGCUGCCAAUUUCAAGCUGAAGUAUGGGCGGAAAAAAGAAGCCAUUAGUGAUCUGGAGCAGCUGUGGAAACAAAACACCAAGGACGUCCACACAUUGGCACAACUCAUCUCUGCAUAUUCUCUAGUGGACACGGAUAAAGCCAAAUCGCUCAGCAAACACCUACCGUCUGCAGACACCAUGUCUUUCAACGUGGAUGUGGACGAGCUGGAGAAUUCCCACGGAGCCACAUACGUCAGGAAAAAAGCCGCUAAAGUUGUGGGAGAAAACCCUCCCAAAGAACAAGGCCAUGGUGAAGUCAAAAAGAAGAAGAAGAAAAAGAAAGGAAAAUUGCCCAAGAACUAUGACCCCAAAGUGACCCCUGACCCCGAGAGGUGGCUUCCUAUGAAGGAGCGCUCCUACUACAGAGGGAAGAAGAAGGGCAAGAAGAAGGAUCAAAUAGGAAAAGGCACACAGGGAGCGACAGCAGGAGCUUCAGCAGAGCUGGAUGCCAGUAAGACUGCCAGCAGCCCCCCUACCUCACCGAGACCAGGGUCUGCGUCCGGCUCUUCUACAGCCCCCGCCAGCGGAGUAGUUCCCCCACGACAGCAGAAACCAUCGUCCUCAGGCACCACUCGCAAGAAAGCACCGCAAAAGAAGAAGAAAGGAGGCAAAGGAGGCUGGUAGUCAGAGGGAAGCAAUGUGAGGAAGAAGGCUGUUGGCAUCUGAGCAGCAGAGAAUUUAAAAGCUUUUUUUUUUCCUUCGUUUUUUUUAAAAUUCAGUUUUAUUUUUUUUCUUUCAUUUUUUCUGUUCAGGUCAUUUGAUCAAACCAAAAUCCUCCCCGCUGCUCAUCGACACCAUGAAUCUGAUUUUUUUUUACAAAGUAAAGGAGAAAAAAAAGAGUUGACAAUUUAAAGGACAGUUCCACUGAAAUUGACUUUUUGUUGCUCUGCAAAACCAGCGUUUGUUUUCACUGAAUCAAUAACACCACAGAUAUCCAUAUUCUCAUUAAAUGUGCAUUGAAUUGUCUUCUUGGCUGCAUAUUUCUACACCUUAACAGCUGCACUGUAUUUAGCAUUUUUCUUUAUUUUUAAGCAGAAACAAAUUCUGAUCAAUCAAAAGUGAAUUAAGUGUUUAAAUCAUGUAUGCAAUAAG